AUGUCGGCUGGAUGCGGCCUCGGCGACUGCCUGGAGGACUUUGGAUUCGGCGGCGCCCACCAGCAGCAUCAGCAACAGCAACAGCAGCACGGAGCCCACCAGGGCGGCAGCAACGCCCACAUCAGCGCGCAGAUUCGGCAGGCCGUAGAGGAGGCCAUCCGUGCCUCUGGCAUUGGCGUCGCCCUGGUGGGGGUGCCGGGCAUGCAGGGGUUUGCACCCACGCACCAGCAUGGCCGACCACACCGCCAGCACGUGGCGCACCCGCAGCACCACACCCCGCAGCAGCACCAGGAGCAGCAGGAGGGACACCAGCAGCGGCGGCAGCAGCAGCAGCAGCAGCACCAGCAGCAGCACCAGCAGCAGCUCGGAUGGCAGGACAACGUGGACUUGUCCCAGCCAGCUGCUGCUCGCCCCAUGCCUGGCGCGCCCGCGGCCGCCGCGCUCGCACCACCAGCCGCCGUGUCGUUCCGCGACGCCGGCGCUGCGGCAGCGGACGUCCUUGCGGAGCGCCAGAGCAGCCACGCGGCCGCCAGCACCAGCGCUUCCGUCGUGGCACAGGCAGAAUCGCACGGCGCGACGGCGGCACAGGCGCGCACACACCAUCCGUACGACGCACGCCUGCUAACCAGCCUCAUCAAGGGCGCGCGUGAUGCGGAAGCUGUCAGGCAGCUGCUCGAGGCGCAAUGGGACGGCCUGGACGAGAUCCACGUCAGCGCGGCGUUCGCCCGGCUGGCGCACCUGCAGCAGCACGCGGACGCCCCGCCAGCCGCGCCAGGCCUGCGGCUGCGGCGGCAGGGGCAGGGGCAGCAGCGCCCACACCAGAGCGUCGGCGGCUACACCGCAACCCCAACCAAGCGGCGGGCGCUUGCACUGGAGUUUGCGCCUCAGGCGGCGGCUGCGGACGUGCUGGCGGCGUUGGAGGCGGAGCAGCGGGAAGCGCAGCGGCUGCACAAGCUGCGGCUCGCGGCGCCGCCUGUGAUCGUCGCCGAGCAGCUGCCGGCCAGCUUCCUCGUCGGCCUGCUGCAGCUGGCGGAGCGGCACCUGCCCGCGAUGCAGGGCCGCCACGUGUCGAGCGUGCUUUGGGCCGUUGCCGUGCUCGGGCUGCGGCCCCCGGAGCACUGGAUCUCUGCGUUCGCGCAGCGCGCACAGGCGUUGAUGGCGCACGGCACGUCGCCGCAGGGGUUCAGCAACACCAUCUGGGCCAUGGCCACCCUCGGCUGGCGCCCCGCUCGCGGCUGGCUCGGCAGCUUCUACGCAGCCGCCCAGCCGCACCUGGCGGGCUUCCGGCCGCAGGAGCUGUCCAGCAUGCUCUGGGCGUUGGGCGCGUCCCGCGCGCACCCGCCGCCGGCAUUCGCCGAGGCGGUGCUUGACGCCGCGGCCGCGCGGAUGGGCGGCUUCACAGCGCAGGGCCUGGCCAACCUGGUGUGGGCGCUCGGCGUGCUGCGGCUGCGGCCGCCGGCGGGCUGGUGGGCGGCGGCGGGGUUUGCGGCGCGACGGUGCGCGCGGGAGCUCACGCCGCAGGGCAUGGCCAACCUGCUGUGGGCCUAUGCGGUCCUGGACGGCCCUGCGGCACGGCAGCAGCAGCAGCAGCAGCAGCAGGCGCCCUCCUGGCUCGCCGCCCUGGACGAGGUUGCGGCGUCCAGCCUGGACACGUACAAGCCGGACUACCUUGCAAACGUCGUCUGGGCGCUCGGCGUGGCCGGCCACGAGCCCAGCAGCGCGCUGCUCGCGGCCGCCGAGCGCGGCGCCAUCGCACAGCUGCCCCACCUCUCGGGGCCGGCGCUGGCGAGCGUCUUCUGGGGGCUGACGCGGCUCGGAUGGCGCGGGGAGGGCGAGGCCGGCGCGCAGCUGCUCGGCGGCUGCCUGGCGCGGCUGCUCGAGGAGCUUCCUGCGCUGAAGCCGCGGUCGCUUGCAGAGGUAGCGUGGGCGGCCGGCGAGCUGGCGCGGUGCAGCAGUGGCAAGCAGCAGCAGCAGCAGCAGCAGCAGCAGCAGGUGGGGGCGUCGGUGGCGGGCGCUGAGGCCCGUAUUUGGUCCCAGCAGUUCCUGUGGCACGUGCAGGGGCGGCUCUCGGAGUUCACCCCGUCAGAGCUGGUGGACUUGGGGGCCGCCCUCUGCCCCUCUGGCGGCUUUGCGCCCGGCGCGGCCUGGGCGGACGCGUACAUGGGGGCGGCCGCCUCGCAGCUGCUCGCCUUCCGCCCGCGCCACUUUUCCGGGGUACUGAGGGCGCUGGCAGCGUGGGGGCGGCAGCAGCAGCUCCAGGACUCGGAGGGGUGGCGCGUCGUGUUCCUCUCAGCGGCGCAGCAGCAGGUGUCCGCGUGGCGCUGGGCGCCGGCGGACGCGGCGGCGCUGCUGCAGGCGCUCGCGGCGGCGGGCGUGCGGCCAGAGGAGCGGCAGCUUGUCGCCUUGCUGGAUGCGACUCUCGUGCCCCACGGCAGCCAUCAUCAUCACCAGCAGCAGCAGCAGCAGCAGCAGCAGCAGCAGCAGCAUGAGCAUGAGCAGGACGCGCUGGGCCCCUUGGCUGCAUGCGGAGCUGGCGCCGGCCACAGCUGCCUGCCGGCGCUUGCGGUGGCCUGGCAGGCGCUCACGUCGCUUUCGUACCGCCCACCUUCGAAGUGGCUGCUGAGCUUCUACCAGAAGACGGAGCCGCUCCUUCUGGCGGCGGCUGUGGACGGCAGCGGCGCGCGGGAGGCCGCGUCGCUCCUUCACAGCAUGGCGCUGCUGGGCAUCAGGGCGCUCGCGAGCGCUCUUUGGGCCGCGGCAGCCAUUGGCGCGUUCGACGCAGCCGCCGGCGGCGACUCCACCGCCGAUCAAGGGGCAGGCCCCGCCUCCGCGGCCGGCGGCCCGGUGGUGUCGCGGCCGGCGCCGCACGGCGCCGCGUUGGCGGACGCGGACGCGGCCUGGCUUGCAGCUGACGUGCGCCCCUGGCUCGCGGAGCUGUUCAGCGCGCGCUCCGCCGCGCAGCUCGCGUCCCUCGAGCUGCCGGCGCUGGUGCAGCUGGCGCGCGCGCUCGUGCGCCUGCGCGCCCCCGCACCGCCGGCCUGGGCUGCCGCGUUUUCCGCGGCGGCCGCGCCGCGCCUGCCGACCGCGGCGCCCCCGCACCUCGCGCCGCUGCUCGCCGCGGUGCCGCUGCUGGGCGGCGCGGGCUCGCGGCCCGAGCUGGCGGGCGCGCUGCUUGACGCGGCGCGCGCGGCGCUCGGCGCAUGCAGCCCGUCGAUGGUGUCCGCCGUGCUCGGGGGCGUCCACGCCAUGCGCGCCGCCCCCGACGCCGAAUGGUCUGCUGCCGCGGUGGCUGCGGUCUGGGAGAAGCUGCCCGCCCACAAGGCCGGCAGCCUGGUCGGCACGCUGGUAGCGCUCGCGCGGCUGCGGGUGCGGCUGCCGCCCGCGUUCGUCGAGGCGGCGGCCGCGGAAGCCGCCAGGAAGCUGCAAUUCAUGUCGGCCCAGAAGCUGGUGGACCUGCUGUGGGCGCUGGUGGCGCUAAGCCACCGCCCGAGCGCGGCGUGGAUGGCGGCGUGGGAGGCGCGCGGCGUCGAGGUCGGGCUCGCGCCGCUGCCGCCCGCGCAGCUGUCGCGCGCGGUGUGGUGCGCCGCGGCGCUGCAGCGGCGGCCGCGGGACGCGUGGAUGCGGGCGUUCUUUGAGGCGGUGGGCGCGCGGAUGCAGCAGCUGGACGCGGCAAGCAUCGCCGACAUGCUUUGGGCCUGCGCCAUGCUCGAGGAGCAGCCGGCAAAGGAGUGGAUGGACGGCGUCCUCGCGGCUUCCAGGCAGCUGCUGCCCAGCUUCCCGCCCAACGCGCUUGUGACCACCCUCUGGAGCCUGGCCCUCAUGCAGCACAGGCCGCCGGGCGACUGGAUGGACAGGUGCAUGCCCGUGCUGGCAGGCCUGCUGGACCAGUCUGACCAGCAGCAGCAGCAGCAGCAGCAGCAGCCGCUGCACCCGCCGCUGCAGCCGUCCGCGCUGCCGCGCCUGGCGUGGGCGCUCGCCGCGCUGUCGUGCAGCCCGCCGCGCGUGCUGGUGGAGGCGCUCGCGGCGCGCUGCGCGGCCGGCGCGGGCGCGCUCGACGCGGGCGGUGCGUCGGAGCUGCUCUGGGCGCUGGAUCGGCUCGACCAGAGCCCGGGCAAGCCGCUUGUAGCUAUGGUGGUCGCAGCGGCGCGGCGGCAGCCCUUGGGGGCCGGCGCCGCGGCUGGCGCCGCGGGGCCGUCGGCCGCCCUGCAGCGCAUUCUGGCGGCUCAGGCGGGAGGCGGGGGGGCGGGCGCGCGGGAGCUCGGCGCAAGCGACGCGCCCGGCGGCGCGCCUGCUGUGUCGGUCUGUCCGACGCCCAUCGGGCGCACGCUGCUGGCCCGGCCGCUGCGCACAAU
Messenger RNA from Monoraphidium neglectum, 4352 nucleotides. RefSeq lists its product as hypothetical. Gene Ontology annotation, cellular component: ribonucleoprotein granule; mitochondrial matrix. Gene Ontology annotation, molecular function: RNA binding. The annotation marks the transcript as partial. Gene Ontology annotation, biological process: regulation of mitochondrial mRNA stability; chloroplast rRNA processing; mitochondrial RNA processing. The transcript has 3 exons. Lineage: Eukaryota; Viridiplantae; Chlorophyta; Chlorophyceae; Sphaeropleales; Selenastraceae. The record is from RefSeq and is a predicted model, not a curated record.